Molecule: messenger RNA, 1932 nt
Organism: Ostreococcus tauri
Lineage: Eukaryota; Viridiplantae; Chlorophyta; Mamiellophyceae; Mamiellales; Bathycoccaceae
Product: TH1 protein
Exons: 1
Coding region: 1-1932 (643 amino acids)
Biological process (GO): negative regulation of transcription elongation by RNA polymerase II
Cellular component (GO): NELF complex; nucleus
Molecular function (GO): RNA binding
Source: RefSeq, a predicted model, not a curated record
AUGCCGUCCGAUUCCGAGGUCACGCACGGGUGCGACCGCGGUGACGGCGACGGGGGCGAUGAUGACGCGCGCGCGGGCGUCCCGGACGAGGCGACGACGGCGGUGCUGGAGGAGAUUGAGCGACGAAUGCGAACGAAGGAUUUCAUAAUGGAACCCGAGGCGAUCGACGACGUGAAGCGGUACGUCGCCGCGGGUGGGGCGCCGAGCACGGCGAUCGAGACGCUGUCGGAUAACUACCGAGGGUACGCGGCGAUGACGUCGUUAGCGGUGCAGUGGUUGCGAGUGACGGCGCCGCCGAGGCGCGGGACGUGCACGUCGCCGAUGAAGACGAGCGGCGAUUCGAUGGCGAAGGAGGGGCGGCGAGGGGAAAGCGGGGAGCAGGAAACGCCGCAGGGGCCGAACGCGGAUGAGGACGGGGGAGAGGCGUCUUGGGGUUCCGACGCACGAUUCGAUGAGAUGUAUUUUUUGGAGACGCUGGCGCGUGAACGGUUCGACGCGAAUAAGGCGGACGCGGUGUUUGAGGGACGACCACCGGCGUGGUUGGACGGACUUUUCAGGAGCGAGCGAGGACGGGCGGUGUUGUUCUCACUCGCGGAGAAGAAUCCGAAUUCCUUGCUGAUUUCGUGCGCGAUUCAGCACGCUUGGCAACGCGGCAUGAGACACGAGGUGCGCGCGCUCGGACCAGCGGCGGCGGCAUACUUCAGCAUUUUCCACGAACUUAUGGCCGAUCACAUCAACGGAAUCGUAGUCUCCGGGACCGAUGCUGUCCGUCGGCGUGAAUUAAUAGAGAGAUUGAAGAGUAUGUGUUGCCAAUCGAUCGGCACGUACGUGUUUGGGCAACUCAUGUUGGCGUCGUUGGGACGGGACGAAGACGAUGCCACAGCUUCAGUGUCGCGCACCAUCGCGGCAACGCUGUCGGAAGAGAUCGAAGAAGCGGCGGCGAAGCUGCACGGCGCGGCGACAGUCCGUCGCAUCGCACCCUGGCUCGCUACGUCGGCCGUAGAUGUCUCGGCAAAGUACGCCACGGCCGAUUUGCUCAGCUCGCGACCGGUUGGAUCGAGCUAUUCGGCCGAUCGCACUCGCGACAUCGGCGCGCUUGCGGCGGGAGAUGUGAAAAAGCUGUUAGAAAUGUAUAUUACGAGCGACGAAAAGCCCACGGUGGUACCGCUUCGACAUCCGGAUGUGCUGUACAACCUCAUCGCAGAGGCGUUUAAGUGGACCCCGGACAAUGUGAACCGUCUACGCGGUGAAUGCUUCGAACUUAUUGCGCUCGCCGCAGCGGACGAAAAUAUAACGUGCGAUGAGGUGAAAGACGCGCUCAACGCCGCGGUUGCCGUGAUCGAGGAUGCCAAGCUCGGCAAGGAUCUGGACAAGGCUCAGAUGGAGAAGGUGUUCAAUGUCCCGGUUGCGUCGGCGGGUAUCGUCGCCGCUGUGCGCUCUGCGCUCACGUGCGAGGCGUAUCAUCGCGUCGUACAGGUUGGAAACACGAAUGAAGUGCUUUUACAAAUCCUCGCGGACAUCGCUCGGAAGCACGUCGCACUCCAAGGCGCCGUACUCGAGGCCUUGACGGCUGUAGUGAACGUGUGUGGUCGCUCGCACGGCGACGAACUCGUCAUCGCACUUGUCGACUUGGGAUGCGAGCUCGUCGCUGCGGGCCACGUCAUCCCCACUAUUACUACCGCGUGCGACUCUUGGCGUCGUUCACUGGAGGCGUCACAGAUUCGUUACUUUGCGGAGGAGGUGUUGGAGAUAGCCGGACCACCGUACAGUCGAGACUUUGCGGUGAUCAUGAUUCACCUCUUGGACUCGUCCAAUUAUCGAAAGAAAAUGUCGAAAACCGUGGAUGAGUUCGUGGAAGAGGUUGCUUUGAAGCGCCGGGAGCUCAAGUUGAGCCUAUCGGAGGUGAAUAAGUUGGACCAUCUUUUGAGAUGA